Molecule: messenger RNA, 1056 nt
Organism: Trichobilharzia szidati
Lineage: Eukaryota; Metazoa; Platyhelminthes; Trematoda; Strigeidida; Schistosomatidae
Source: the annotation of a GenBank genome assembly
AUGUCAAUGGUGGAUAAAGGACUUGUAUUAGUAACCGGCGGUUCUGGUUUCAUUGGUAGUCAUACAAUUGUGGAACUUAUUAAUGACGGUUAUGACGUCAUUACACUGGACAAUUUAAGUAAUUCAAAUCAAAAUUGCAUACAACGCAUUGAACUAAUCACUGGAAAAAAACUUCCUUUUUAUAAAGUAAACCUGUUAGACAAAGAAACGUUGAAUGAUAUCUUCGAUAAACAUAAAGUCGACUAUGUGAUUCACUUCGCUGCUUUGAAAUCUGUGUCAGAAUCAACGGAACAACCAUUACAGUAUUAUGAAAAUAAUGUUGUGGGUUUACUGAAUUUAUUAAGGGUGAUGAAAUCACACCGUGUUAAGAAUAUUGUUUUCUCCAGUUCAGCCACCGUUUAUGGGGAGCCUCAGUUUUUACCAUUAACUGAAAAACAUCCUAUAGGCAAUUGUCAAAAUCCAUAUGGUGGUACAAAAUUUUGCUGUGAAGUUAUUCUAAAAGAUUUAUAUGAGUCUGAUCACUCAUGGAAUAUUAUAAGUUUACGUUAUUUUAAUCCAGUCGGUGCACAUUCCAGUGGAUUAAUUGGUGAAGAUCCUAAUGGAAUUCCAAAUAAUCUAAUGCCUUAUGUAACUCAAGUGGCUAGUGGUUUGAGACCUAAAGUUAAUGUUUAUGGAAAUGAUUAUCCAACUAUUGAUGGAACAGGUGUUCGUGAUUAUAUUCAUAUUGUUGAUUUGGCUGUAGCACAUACUAUGUCAUUAAAUAAAAUAAAACAGAAUUGUGGUUUAAAGAUAUAUAACUUGGGAACAGGUGAAGGACAUUCUGUAUUAGAAAUGAUUCAUGCUAUGGAGAAAGCAAGUGGCAAAAAGAUUCCUUACACAUUUUGUCCAAGGCGACCUGGUGAUUGUGCAAGUGUUUACUCUGAUGCGUCUUUGGCCCUACAAGAAUUAGGAUGGAAAUCAAAAUAUGGAAUUGACAAAAUGUGUGAAGACAUGUGGAAUUGGCAAGUGAAAAAUCCACAAGGUUAUCUUACUCUUAAUCAUUCAAGUGAUAAAUAA